Molecule: messenger RNA, 742 nt
Organism: Westerdykella ornata
Lineage: Eukaryota; Fungi; Ascomycota; Dothideomycetes; Pleosporales; Sporormiaceae
Exons: 1
Coding region: 134-622 (162 amino acids)
Source: RefSeq, a predicted model, not a curated record
GACGGGAUGGCUCAGAGCUUUGAAAUCUACUUGUUCCCGCUGAUAUGCCCAAUAAUACAUGUAUCAGUUCUUCUAGCGGCGCUCUACAUUGUGAUGGGCAAGAUAGUGAGUUUUCGUUUUUAUACGCAUUGCCAUGCUCCAACCCUAUGAAUCGGAUUCUUUUGGUGUUGGUGCCGUCUUCCCAAGGGUCGAGUGUCGACCCAAUAGCAACCAAUCCACACCGACGACCUGUAAAAAGGUACACUCAGAAAUUAAACAGUCCGACUCUCAAAUUUGGAAAGACAAGAGAAGUUUCCCAAUUCUCGAUGGUGACCGGCCUUCGCUGACGUCUGUGUCGAGGUCUAAGAAUAGCAUAUACCUGAGCAGGGAUCCUCGUUCAGGUUCAAGCGAGACUUCAGCCCUCGUAUACCCGUGCACGACUUUGACCACUGCCGUCGCAUCAAUACUGCGAUUUGUCUGCCUCUUCAGAAUUAUUUCAGCCUCCCAAGCCACGUGCAUUGCUACGCUGCCAAUUGCAAUGCAACAUGUUCGGGUUGAGCCUGCCUCAAGCAGAUCUAUUGCCUCCGUAAGUCACUCCUACGACAACUCGGGUGAAGAACCGAGUGGUACACCGCAUGAGUAAUGCUAUGUUUGCGCUAAUUGUGGGUAGUGGGUCUAGGAAUCAAUAUUUACCCUACCUAGAAUUAACAUGGUGGCGCAUAGUGAUGGGAAGAUUUAAGGUCGGGCGUGGUCCCCUUUCAUC